AAACUUGGUUCAACUGAGUUCUAUACAAGUAUCACGAGGCGAUCUUUGUUUAGAAGGGAUAAAAGGGCUCCUUGUAUGGCAACCAACCCCAUCGAUCAAUGCUGGCGUUGUGAUCCAAACUGGAUAAGAAAUAGGAAGAAGUUGGCUGAUUGCGCUCUCGGAUUCGGGAAAGGUACCAUUGGUGGAAGGGACGGAGAUAUUUACGUGGUCAGUAGUCCUUCGGAUGAGCCGCUUGACCCUAAACCUGGUACCCUACGUUAUGGUGUGAUCCAAAACGUGCCACUUUGGAUCAUCUUUGCAAGAAGCAUGAUCAUCACGCUGAAAGAGGAGCUGCUCAUCACAUGCGACAAGACCAUCGACGCUAGAGGAACCAACGUGCAUAUCGCUUAUGGGGCUGGUCUUACCGUUCAGUUUGUGAAGAACGUCAUCGUCCAUAACCUCCAUAUCCAUCACAUUCUUCACAAGAGUGGUGGCAUAAUCAAGGACGGUUCAAACCACUUUGGGUUGAGGACAAGGAGCGAUGGUAAUGGGAUUUCCCUCUUUGGAAGCACCAACGUUUGGCUUGACCAUCUUUCCAUGUACAAAUGCUCCGAUGGUCUCAUUGAUGUUGUUCAAGGUUGUACCGCCAUCACCAUUUCCAACUGUCAUUUCACUGAUCACAACGACGUGAUGUUGUUUAGAGCAAGUGACAGCUACAGUGAGGAUGAGAAGAUGCAGGUCACUGUUGCUUUCAACCAUUUCGGAAAAAACUUGGUACAGAGGAUGCCUAGGGCCCGAUUUGGUUUCUUCCAUAUCGUCAACAACGAGUACACUUAUUGGAACAUGUAUGCCAUCGGAGGCAGCAGCCACCCUACGAUUAUCAGCCAGGGCAACCGAUUUAGAGCUCCGGUUAACAAAGCAGCCAAAGAGGUCUGCAAGAGGGAAUAUGUAGGACCGGAAGUGUGGAAGCACUGGAACUGGAGAUCAGAAGGUGACUUGAUGUUGAAUGGUGCCAUUUUCAUUCAGUCCGGAGAUCCGAACGCCAGCAAGAAAUACGGAGGUGACAAAUUGAUGGCUGUUAUGCCGGCUCAUAGGGUGCCUUUUAUGGUCAAGUGGUCUGGAACACUUAUCUGCGUCCCUGGCAGGGCUUGCUAAACCACUGGCUUGUGG
Molecule: messenger RNA, 1149 nt
Organism: Hibiscus syriacus
Lineage: Eukaryota; Viridiplantae; Streptophyta; Magnoliopsida; Malvales; Malvaceae
Product: probable pectate lyase P59
Molecular function (GO): pectate lyase activity
Source: RefSeq, a predicted model, not a curated record